Messenger RNA from Lates calcarifer (barramundi perch), 1836 nucleotides. RefSeq lists its product as uncharacterized. The record is from RefSeq and is a predicted model, not a curated record. The coding region runs from base 101 to 847 and encodes 248 amino acids. NCBI's taxonomy places the organism in Eukaryota, Metazoa, Chordata, Actinopteri, Centropomidae. The transcript is spliced from 3 exons.
GGGCGGAGCAAAGUGGGGGGUGGGUGGUGGUGAAGAGAGCAGAUGAAACAUUUGAAGCUCAUAUUGACAUGCUGCUCUGAAGGCUCCCGUGAGCACAGCCAUGGAUGGUGUGUUGGAGGGAGCGACGGUGUUGUGUGUGUGUAAACUGGCCUGCAGUCUCCUCUUCCUGCCCGCACUGACGGCCUCCCACAGUCCUGUCAGCUUCUGCUGCUGCUGCCUUUUGAUCUUCACCGACUUCCUGGUCGCAGUUUUUCUGAGUUUCCUCUGUAUCUUUGAGUCCUGGCUGACUGAACUGACCCUGCUGGGAGACGUCAUCGCCCUGCGCUUCCUGCUGUUUCUCAGCCACACGUAUGGAACGGUGUUACUCCUGACCACGCCUCUGAUUGCUGUGGAGACUCUGACCAGACUGCUGUGGCCUCACUCCGUCGUCAGUUACAAGGCCGUGGGUCGACCAGUGGACUCUGACGGACAGCAUUGUUAUAUUAGGGAGGUGACAGUUGAGGAGGAGGAGGACGACGACAAUCCAGAUGAGGACAAAGACAAGGGUGUGUCUCACGCCGUCGGUUACCUCUGCUGCCUGUCGGUGUGGGUCGUGGUCGCCCUGAACGUCAGGCUGGCGAUGGAAGCUGGAGGAAGAGUGGGUUUCUGCCUGCGUGCACACAACCGAUUCCCUCAUCAGAUGUUUGCCCAACCUGUUCAGCCCCAUGCCCAGCACUGUGAAUCCCUGCUGGGGCAUGGCUUUCCUCUCCUUUCUCCUGCUCCUCCUGACCACGAGCACAGGCCUGAGCAGGCAACGCCGGGCCCCCCCACCCGAGGAGGGGACGCACCAGGCGAAACCUGGAGUUAACAGUGACGGUGAGAGCUGCUGGCAAAAUCUCGUUCCAGCCCAGCCUGCACCCUCCAAGCCCGUGAACCCUGGGAUGUGGGUGUCAGAGGCAGCGCGGUGUGUUGACCCAGAGAAAACAGAGAGCAGCUGCACCGUUCACGGAGCGUAUUUCUGGAACAUCGUGCAGAUGUCGGCGCGUCACCAUGGAGACUUUGUCCUCAUCUCCCCCGGCUGUUUGUCUGCAGUGAGGGGAGGAUGGGAGCACGAAAGGACAAAGACAGGUAUACCUCUGACAUUUAUCACAGAGGAACAUGUGGACUCACAACACAGGAGCCAGCUUGGGUGGCGUCGGUGGGGUUUUCCCCGCCUGGGGGCGAAAGUAAUGAUAGGGUUCGUGGCUGUGCUCUCCAUCUUUGUUCUGCCUCUGAACCUCAGCAUGAACAUUCUUCUGAUCAGGACUAUAGAGACACUACUGGAGCUGUGCGUCAGAUCUUUAGUUUCGUCUGCAGCGAACACGAGCGACACAUCAGCCUCUCACAAUGAAACAUUUGUAUAAAACCAGACUGGUGGGAGGCGGGAGCGGACGCUGAUUGGAGGCUACCUGCAACAGGAUCGCCAGAUUAAUAUUGCAUGCGCACAGACAGCAGGUCUACCUGUCAACACUGGUUUGAACCGUGUGUAAAUAAGCAUUUCUGAGCAGCUAUUCACAAUAAUAAUAUGUGGAAACUGCUGAAAGGUGCUGAGGAGGCAGGUUGAGGCGUGCUUGGUGGAGAGACACUAAACCAGACUGAAACAGAUGGCUGGAAGGCCUUCUUUUACUAUUCAGAGCCCUGAGAUCCGCAGCGAUUUGUCACUACACAGUGGGUUACAGGGCGAGCGUCUCCAGUUUAAAUAAGACUAAUCCAGGGGCAAACAGUGUUUUGAAAGUAAUGAAGUGAAGUGUGCUGAUGCUGCAACACAUAAACCCAACCUAUAAAUAAAUACUGAGUGACUUGAGGGUGUUACAUGGA